Messenger RNA from Leptosia nina, 900 nucleotides. The record is from the annotation of a GenBank genome assembly. NCBI's taxonomy places the organism in Eukaryota, Metazoa, Arthropoda, Insecta, Lepidoptera, Pieridae.
AUGUGUAAAGUGGUGAACUAUACACAGGCGGUGUCUGUGUUUGUGAGUGCGUACACACUAGUGGCGAUAUCAAUAGACAGGUACAUGGCGAUUAUGAGACCGUUAAAACCCCGUUUGGGUCGUGUCGCCGCUAAGUUUAUUGUGGCCGGAGUUUGGGCGAGCGCCUGUGCUACCGCUACGCCAAUAUUUAUUGUAUCAGAAAUCAAGAGACCGACUACUUGGCAUGAACUGUGUGAGGAGGACAUUUGUUUGGAGCAAUGGGAAAAUACUGCACAUAGUCAACACUACUCCUUUAUACUCCUGACUCUUCAGUUCGCUUUGCCGCUUGCAGCGCUCGUGUUGACGUAUGCUCGGAUCGCCCACGUGGUCUGGGGUGGUAGACCGCCAGGGGAAGCACAGACCGUAAGAGACUCCCGUCUUCAACAAGCAAAGAGAAAGAUGAUCAAGAUGAUGGUGACGGUUGUCGUUGUAUUUACUGUGUGCUGGCUUCCUCUGAAUGCAUUUAUCAUACUAUGGACAAUUCACGAGGACGACAUGGCAUGGGCAAUGUGGCCUGGGAUGCCCUACGUUUGGUUCAUCUGCCACUGGCUAGCCAUGUCUCACUGCUGCUACAACCCGAUUAUUUACUGCUACAUGAAUUCGAGAUAUCGCAGAGGAUUUCAACAGGCAUUGAGCUGCGUGUUGCGCCCGCGCAUAGAGGAGACAGCUUGUCGACGUGCUCGUGGCAGUGUUGAAGGAUUACCACUUUCAGAUCUCAUGGUUGCAAACGGCGUGGUUCGCCGAGGCACGUCCAGUACCAGUGUCAGUAGACGCCUGACUACUUCCUCAUUGUUGUCUGGACAACGUGCAAAUACUAGCGUGCCCGUUCGAGCCCUGUCCGUCAGAUCACAUUUUCAUUAA